Molecule: messenger RNA, 930 nt
Organism: Ictidomys tridecemlineatus (thirteen-lined ground squirrel)
Lineage: Eukaryota; Metazoa; Chordata; Mammalia; Rodentia; Sciuridae
Gene: Mrps34
Product: mitochondrial ribosomal protein S34
Cellular component (GO): mitochondrion
Molecular function (GO): structural constituent of ribosome
Source: RefSeq, a predicted model, not a curated record
GGGUCGCGGACACCACUAUGGCGCGGAAGAAGGUGCGGCCGCGGCUGAUCGCCGAGCUGGCCCGCCGCGUGCGCGCUCUGCGCGAACAGCGGGAGCGUCCGCGCGACUCGCAGCUCUACGCCCUGGACUACGAGACCCUGACGCGGCCGCACUCGGGCCGCCGGCUGCCAGUGCGCGCCUGGGCCGACGUGCGCCGCGAGAGCCGCCUCCUGCAGCUGCUCGCCCGCCUCCCGCUCUUUGGCCUGGGCCGCCUGGUCACGCGCAAGUCCUGGCUGUGGCAGCACGACGAGCCUUGCUACUGGCGCCUCACGCGCGUGCGGCCGGAUUUCACCGCGCAGAACUUGGACCACGGGAAGGCCUGGGGCAUCCUGACCUUCAAAGGGAAGACGGAGGCCGAGGCCCGGGAGAUCGAGCAUGUCAUGUACCACGACUGGCGGUUGGUACCCAAGCACGAGGAGGAGGCUUUCGCCGCCUUCACUCCUGGGACGGAGGAUAGCCCGCGCCCCGUGCCCUACCCACCGCUGCUCCGAGCCAUGAUCCUGGCUCAGCGGAAGAAAAGCGGGGACACUAGCGCGGAGGAGCCCCUGCUGAACCUGGAGAGGACUCGUGCGGACCCUUGGGACUACCCGGCGAAACAGGAGGCCAAGGGGCGGGCCAAGCGGACCCCGGUCUAAUGGGGCCGGGCCUGAGAAGCGCCUGGGGGUGAGGCGGGGGGGGGGCUCCUUGUGAUGGACGUCUUUGGGUGUACCCCCUUCCGGCGAACCCCCUUCCGGCGACUUGUUCCGCGGCCUUGCGUUUUGGUGGGGAGAAGUGGGGCGCCUCUGUUGCCCCAGCAUCCCCCUCCGAGGCAGGGGUCCCACGCGCUGGCCCCACCUCCAGGCGGCCCCUUCCCCGUUGCUCUGGCUGGGAAUAAACGCACUCUGUAUCCUG